Osmia bicornis bicornis is the source of this 1536-nucleotide messenger RNA. RefSeq lists its product as uncharacterized. NCBI's taxonomy places the organism in Eukaryota, Metazoa, Arthropoda, Insecta, Hymenoptera, Megachilidae. The transcript has a single exon. Bases 1 to 1536 code for a protein of 511 amino acids. Gene Ontology annotation, molecular function: nucleic acid binding; zinc ion binding; aspartic-type endopeptidase activity. The record is from RefSeq and is a predicted model, not a curated record. Gene Ontology annotation, biological process: proteolysis.
AUGCCUGUGACGGAAUACGCGGAUAUUUUACGGGAACAGGAGGAGCUCGGACGUUGGAUCCAACGGUUUUGGACCAACCUUUGUAAAUUGGGCAGGGAAAAAAUUACGCGGGCAGUCUUAGAACAGCGUAGAGGUCUCCUUGAGCGAUAUUGGGAUGCGUUUUUAAAUGGUCACCGUCAACUGUUGCGAUUCAAGGAAGCCCAGGACAGUGCUUACGUGGACCAAGACCGCUUUUCUACGAUCGAAGAAGCUUAUCUUCAGGUCGCGGCUCAGAUGGCUCAGUACCAAGAGGACCUCGCGCAGGCGGGCCCCUCGCGUGGAGUGCAACCCCCUCCAGAACCACCGGGAAAGCCUCAAUUGCCAAAAAUACAAUUACCCACUUUCUCAGGAGACCCCUUAAAAUGGGAGAGUUUUCGAGAUCUUUUUAAGAGUCUCGUUCACAGCGUUCCCAACCUUCAGGAUGUACGGAAAUUGCUGUACCUUAAGUCGGCCUUAACCGGAGAAGCAGCGGAGGUCAUCCAAAAUACGCCAAUCACCGAUGCUGGAUACCAAGGAGCCUGGGAGGACCUGGAGCAGCGGUACGGGAACUUGCAUCUUCUGUCUUUCGCGCACCACAGGGCCCUUCUUUCCUGCCCUCCCGCGCAACAACAGUCUGCCGCGGAAUUGAAAAGGCUGUUAGAUACAUUCAAACAGUCGAUUAGAGCGUACACUGCGCUGAAAAAACCGGUAGCUCAGUGGGAUGAGUGGUUUGUUUAUUUCUUAAGCCAAAAAUUGGACAAAACCACGCACCUGGUCUGGGAGACCUCUCUAGCUGAUAGCCGCGACGUACCGUCGUUCCGGCAGCUUUCUCUCUUUCUGGAAAAUCGCAUCCAAGCGUUGGAUGCUGCUCAGGAGGCCGACCCAGUGUUGCAUCCCGCGACAUCCAAAGGUGCUCCGGCUAAAACAAAAAGGGAGGCGCCUGUAAAACGCACUAAUGUAGCAGUCUUGGCUGCUUCGGCAAAGAGUCCCGCCCCUCGUAAGUGCCCCUCGUGUGCUGGAAAUCAUAACUUUGCUUAUUGUUCAAAGCUAAAGGCGCUUCCACCUCGGCGCCGGAAGGAGCGAGCCCAGCAACUACAGGCGUGCUUUAAUUGCUUGACCGUUGGCCACGACUUAACCAAGUGCCCGUCAAGCCAAGUCUGCUUAACUUGUGGCCACAAGCACCAUACGCUGCUCCAUGAUGCGAUGCCGAGUCCCACGAAGAAUAUGCCCGCGAACGUCGGAGACGUUUCGACAUCGCAAACUUCAACGGCCUCCACCGAAACAGAAGAGAAGGGCGUGGCCGCUUCCUUUGCCUGUUCAGCUACCACUCGACCCGCCGCACUAUUAGCGACGGCCAAGGUGAAGGUGGAGGCAUCAGGAGAACUUCUCGAGGUCAGAGCCUUGUUGGACACCGGUUCGGACACGUCGCUUGUAUCUGCUUGGGUAGCUCAAGCACUCCGUUUGCCACGGCGGGCGGUCAGCGUCGCCAUCUCAGGAGUUGAAGAGAAUGAAAGCUGA